Molecule: messenger RNA, 1786 nt
Organism: Notodromas monacha
Lineage: Eukaryota; Metazoa; Arthropoda; Ostracoda; Podocopida; Cyprididae
Source: the annotation of a GenBank genome assembly
CGUAUAUCAUUUAGUGCUCUGUAAAUUCGCUCGUGUAUGCAUGUGGUGAUGAAGAAUGAGUUGGGGCACGAUAGAGCCCAUUAAGACGUUGAACGGCCUUUUGGAUUGGACCACCUACUUCUUCAACUAUGCCCCGGCUGCGUUCGAAGUCCCACUGCGUCCGACUAGUGUCAAGCGUAGUGUUCCGUCUUCAAGCUCGUCAACUCUCAGGAUUUUUACGGAUUCUGCGGCUCCGAGAACGUUGCUUUGUCAUGACAUGAAAGGGGGCUACUUGGAUGACAAGUACAUCGCUGGAACCACCAACAAUGAAUUUUUCCAUUUUUUCAAUUGGAAUUUCGUGGACGUGUUCGUUUACUUCAGUCAUUACUUGGUGACGAUCCCGCCUCCGCAUUGGGUCGCCUCUGCGCAUCUUCAUGGAGUUGCUGUUCUUGGAACAUUCAUUUCCGAACAUGCGGAAGGAUCUGACGUUUGGAACCAGAUUCUGGAGUCCGACUACGAAUGUUCCAAAGUUGCGCGAAAUUUGGCAAAGAUCGCUUAUUUCUACAAUUUUGACGGGUGGUUAGUCAAUGUGGAAAACGCUGUUCCGAAGCGGCGUAUCAGUGAUAUGGUGAAUUUUCUGCGAUUAUUGACCGAGGAAACGAAACGUUUGAAGCACGGCAAAUCCGUCGUGUUGUGGUACGAUGCGGUCACGGCUGAAGGAAAGCUGGAGUGGCAGAAUGAGCUCAAUCCGAUGAAUCAGCUAUUUUUUGAUGCUUGCGAUGGAAUUUUCCUGAAUUACACAUGGCGUGCCGGAAAUUUGUCUACCAGUGCUGUAAAUGCCGGUGAUCGUAAACGUGAUGUGUACGUUGGUUUGGACGUUCACGGAAGGGGAAUGUAUGGGAAUGGAGGAUUCCACACACGUCGGGCGAUGGAACUCGCUCGGAAGAAUGACAUGUCGGUUGCUCUAUUUGCUCACGCGUGGACGUACGAAAAAUUUAAUGGAGAGGCGUUCGUGGAACUGGAAAAUUUUUUCUGGUCUCUGCUUGUCCCGUAUUCGUAUUUCAAGGGACCAAAAAAGUUACCAUUCCGUACAUCAUUCUGCCGAGGUGUGGGGAAGAAAAUGUACAAAAACGGCGUUGCCUCCGGUGGCCCUUGGUGGAAUUUGAGUCUACAGCAGUAUCAGCCAUUGUGGGUUAGUCCGGAGUCCGCGAAGAUUGCUGACGAAACGAUGAUGCAAAUCGUUCCCUAUGCCCAAGCGACCUAUCCUAAUUGGGGCGAUGUGAAAGCUCAGGUUCAGCGACUGGAAGCUUUACAGUCAUAUGACGACGACGCUUACCAAGGCGGCUCCUGCUUGAAACUCAAUAAUGUUGAUGGCUUUAACCCCGAUUUCAUCAGAAUUUUUGUGUGCGACUUCGACCUCUCUCUGCCAGUCGUCAUCCGUUACGCUUACAAACUGGCUCCGGAUAACCUGAUCUCCCCGAUAUCAAGUUCUUCUUCUUCCGAUCCUAUUGACCAGUCUUUUGGCAUGGUGCUGAAACUACGUUGCCCACUGGAUGCUUCCAAAAAUGGAGUCAAAGUAUUCCUCUCGUCCGAAGGACGAGUAGACAUAGACACCCCAAAUAACAAGAGCGAUGGUGACAUAAGUGCGGAACCCGUUGUUGAUCGGGCAGUGAAUUCGUGGAUUUUCAAGGCGUUUCGCGUUAAAAGCAAAAACUGUGGUUAUCAGAUAGGGGAAAUCGCUGCUUCUUUGGGAUCGAAUUCUUCGGUCUUGCUGGGUUUCUUCGCUGUUGAGUUCGGUCGAGCGUGA